AUGCCCAAGUCUGGUCCUGGAGACCACCUAUCCAGCUUGGUCCAGCUCAUCUGCAAGCUCUAUAAACAAUGGACGGCUCUGGAACGCGGGCGGAAGGGGCUGCUGUGUAAAACGCUGAUGGAGCUAGGGGAAGAGGACUUCAAGUUCUUCACAGAUUUGCCUCAAAGGGUACUUGAAACCCCCACCCCAGUGGACAUUGCUGACGAGCUGGUGAAAAAGCAUGGCUCAAACGCUUUGAAAGAGACUGUCGAGAUUCUGGUGAACAUUGGCAACAACAAUUUGGCCGAGAAGCUGCGCAGCGACAUGCUGAAACUAAAAGGUGCUUCUUGCUUCUCCGUCAAUGAUGACGAUCAAAUUACCAGAUUGAAGGCAGACUUGCAAGAAAACCUGCAGCGGUUAUACAGCUUUGCUUCUGAUGGCAACACCAAGCGCUGGCAGCAGCAGCCUCUGGCGGACGUCUACAUGGCACUGGAUGUCGCCUACGAGGGCGACGUCAGCCCUGACGAGCGGCACGAGGUCCUUCAGAUGGAGACUCGUGCUGAGGUGGCCAAGAAGCCUAUCCUGCUGUGCGACAUUUUCAAAACCCAUGGCGGGAAGGAGCGACCGAUACGCACGCUGCUCACCGUCGGCUUCGCAGGAAUCGGAAAAACCUUCCUUGUUCAAAAAUUUGUGUGCGACUGGGCCAGCGGGAAUACCAAUCAGGAUGUGCUAUUUCUAUUUCCCCUAGCCUUCCGAGAGUUGAACACGGAUGAAGGGAAAAGCUUUACACUGGCCGAGCUCAUCCAACGCUACGUCUGCGAGAGCAGGCACAUGAGCAAGGAGACACUGAACAAUAUAUUUGCCUACCUGCAGACAUCCGAGAAGCGGGACUACGAAAGCAGCAGGAUCAAGAUCUUGUUCAUCUUGGACGGACUGGAUGAGUGCAAGUUCAAAAUGGACUUGAAGAAUGAGAUUAAAGUAGACAUGGACGUGACAGAGGCCUACCCGUUGGAGAUACUCCUGGCGCACCUCAUAAAGAGGAACCUGCUUCCCUGCGCCCGGGUUUGGAUCACCACGCGGCCCGCGACGGCCCGCGAUAUCCCCUCCAAUCUCAUCGACAGCAGAACAGAGGUGAGAGGAUUCAGCGAUUCCCAGAGGCUGGAGUACUUCAGGAAAAGGUUCCCAAAUGAGGAGCAUGUCAUUGAGCACAUCCAGGUUUCUCGCAGCAUCUUCAUCAUGUGCCACAUGCCGAUCUUCUGCUGGCUCACCGCCACAGUUAUUCAGGAUCAUUUGGACAAAGAGAAGGGAGAGCUUCCCGAAACGCUGACCAACAUGUUCUCAAAAUAUGUUUUUCGUCACCUCGAAAACUCAAAGGAGAGAGAAACUACUGAGUACAUUGGUGACGUGAAAGCGCUAGCAAGGCUGGCCUUUCACCACACCAUGAGUAGGCAACAGAUCUUCUACGAGAAGGACCUGGUGGACAGUGGCUUUGAUCACAGCCAAGCCGCAAAACACUGCGGAAUAUUCACCAAUGUGUUCAAGGAGGUCCGUCCGCUCAGAAGAAACUUACAGGGCAAGUUGUUUCAGUUCAUACAUCUGACCAUCCAGGAGUAUAUGGCCGCACUCUACGUGAUGAUGAGCCUCUUCCACGACAACAAGAACGUACUGGCUGAUUCAGAGCUGGUGCGGGAAGUUGUUUUCCAAGAAGAAGAAGAAUCAGAAGAAACAGAAUCAGAGGAAGAAGAUGAAACAGAAUCAGAGGAAGAAGGUAAAACAGAAUCAGAGGAAGAAGAUAAAACAGAAUCAGAGGAAGACGUUGCAAUAGAAUCAGAAGAAACGGAAGAAGAUGAAGGUGAUUGGAAAAUCACUGACGUCCACCGGUUCGCUCUCCAAAAGGCAUCAGAAAGUGAAGGAAACCUGGACCUGUUCCUCCGCUUCCUCCUUGGCCUUUCCUUGCCGUGCAACCAGGAACUAGUGGGGGAACUGCUGAAGGCUCCUCAGGACUAUAGGCAAAGCAAGUCAAAGACAGUCGCAUUGAUCAAGGAAAGGUUGAAACGGAACCCUCCGGAGAAGAAUGUCAACAUGAUUUACUGCUUAGAUGAGCUGGAGGAUGACUCCUUGCUGAAGCAGUUCUGGAAGGAAAGAGAGUCAAGAGGUUUUAGGUGGUCCAAAAUGACAAAUGACAUGUGGUCUGCCUUAGCCGCCUACAUAAUGAUGGACGCUGACAUAAUAUUCUCCUAUGACCUUGUCCAACACUGCCUGUGUUCCUUUGAGCUUGGCGAAUACUGCCGAUGGCCGCUGGGGCUCAAGAAGUUAUUGGUGGUGGUCAAGGCUUCUCAAGAAUCAAUUCUAAGUGAUUGUCGCCUGGACAAGGGCAGCUGUCACCUGCUGUCUUCCAUUCUCAGCUCCCCAUCGAACCUGAGGUGUCUGGACCUGGGGAAUAAAAUCCUCUUGAAAGGACUGGCCAGUCCACACUGCAUCUUAGAAUCCCUCAGGCUGCUCGAAUGCGGGAUUACAGCUAAAGGAUGGUUUUCAUUGGCCGAGGCUCUCAAGUUAUACCCCUCCUAUCUUGAAAAACUGAAUCUGAGUGAAAAUGUUCUGUUGGACGAGGGGGUCGAGAUCCUCUCGAAAGGGCUGGCCAGUCCAAACUGCAACUUAAAAAUACUCAGGCUAAAAGACUGCGGGAUCACUGAUAUAGGAUGCAUUUCGCUGGUCGAGGCUCUCAAGUUAAACGCCUUCCAUCUUCAAGAGCUGGACCUGAGCAAGAACAAACUGUUGGAUGAGGGUGUUGAGAUCCUCUCAAAAGAACUGGCCAGUCCAAACUUUAGGCUAAAAAUACUUGACCUGGAUAACUGCGGGAUCACUGAUAUAGGAUGCGUAUCGUUGGCCGAGGCUCUCAAGUUAAACACCUUCCAUCUUCAAGAGCUGCGCCUGGGCAGGAACGAUUUGCUGCACAGAUGCAUGUUCAGGAAGAAAGGAUGGGGUUAUUUGGCUGAGGCUCUCAAGUUAAACCCUUCCCAUCUUCAAGAGCUACACGUGAAAAGUUAUGAUGCGUACUUCUGGGGAAAACAGGCCUUGGAUCACAUCAGUGAUCCCAGCUUUCGCCUGUUAGUCAACAAACAUCCAAACAAUGUUGCUAUGUCUGACGACCGCAAGACCACCGGGUAUCGGCGCUACGGACAAAGCGGGAUGCCGCUACUACUAGCAAACAACAACCUGGCCCUGAACACCACCGAAACCAAAGAGGUCAUCAUUGACUUCGGGAGGAACAGUAUCGACCCGCCGCCCCUGUACAUCAACGGCGGGUGUGUGGAGAGGGUCAACACCUUCAGGUUCCUGGGAGUCCAGAUCUCAGAUGACCUCUCAUGGACAGCAAACAUAACAGCUAUCAUAAAGAAGGCUCAGCCGCGUCUGCGUUUCUUGCGAAUCCUCAGGAAGAACAAGCUGGAAAGGAAGCCGCUGCUGGCCUUCUACCACUCAUCCAUUGAGAGCCUGCUAACAUCCUGCAUUUCCACCUGGUACAGGAACUGCACUGCCGCAGACAGGGAGAGGCCUCAGAGGACAGUCCAGGCAGCGCAGCGGAUCAUAGGCUGA
Messenger RNA from Corythoichthys intestinalis (scribbled pipefish), 3573 nucleotides. Its product is annotated as protein NLRC3-like. The coding region runs from base 1 to 3573 and encodes 1190 amino acids. The transcript has 10 exons. Gene Ontology annotation, molecular function: 2-oxoglutarate-dependent dioxygenase activity; methyltransferase activity; protein binding. NCBI's taxonomy places the organism in Eukaryota, Metazoa, Chordata, Actinopteri, Syngnathiformes, Syngnathidae. Gene Ontology annotation, biological process: intracellular signal transduction. The record is from RefSeq and is a predicted model, not a curated record.